Colossoma macropomum (tambaqui) is the source of this 2175-nucleotide messenger RNA. Its product is annotated as macrosialin. The record is from RefSeq and is a predicted model, not a curated record. NCBI's taxonomy places the organism in Eukaryota, Metazoa, Chordata, Actinopteri, Characiformes, Serrasalmidae. Gene Ontology annotation, cellular component: membrane. Bases 280 to 1440 code for a protein of 386 amino acids. The transcript has 6 exons.
GUUAUUUUAACCCUCUGACCCAGUAUAGUGGCAGUCUUCUGUUAUUCCAUUAAUACAGUAAUGUCAGGUCAGUGCGCUGCAGUUGCACUCAGAUUGGGCAAUUCCUGUCAGUAAUGUGACCGGCUUUACUUCCUUACUCUUUCUAGUUUCGUUUCUGUCAGUUAGGCAGAGGACGCGGCAGCUUUUAGACUCACAUCUAUCAUCUCUGCUCAAGCCUCAAAGAGACCGAGGAGUUACUGCACAGAAAAGACUGAAUACAUACAGGAGAUCACGGCAGAGAUGGCAGGCGUUAGCUUUGUUAGCUUGUUGGUGGCUACCUUCAUCCUGAGCUCAGACCUUACUUUAGCGCAUAAUCCUCCUGCCUCCAUGGUACCUCCUGCUAUGUUUGGAAGCAUUGCUGCCUCAUCUAAGAGCCCUGCUCCCACCACCCCUACAACUACAGCUCACAUCACCACCACCGCUCAUCACACAACUGCCAAUCACACAACAGCUCACACCAAUCCCACCACUACUCCUUCAAAUGCAACAACUGCCCACGUCAACAUUACCACCACUACCCCAUCGACCCACCAUACAACCGCCAACUUGACAACCCCUCACACUGUGCCCAUUACCACUCAUAAACCUGGACCAACGCCACCGGCCAACAUCACCACCACCGCUCAUCACACAACUGCCAAUCACACAACAGCUCACACCAAUCCCACCACUACUCCUUCAAAUGCAACAACUGCCCACGUCAACAUUACCACCACUACCCCAUCGACCCACCAUACAACCGCCAACUUGACAACCCCUCACACUGUGCCCAUUACCACUCAUAAACCUGGACCAACGCCACCGGCCAACCUCACCCUGGGGAACUACACCGUCAAGGCUGGAAACAACUUGUGUAUUAUGGUCCAGGCGGCAAUCCAGGUCAAUGUAAGCAACUCUAAGGCUACAGGUGUAUUCAAGGUUCAGCCAAACCAGGUCAGUCCUGCCGGGAGCUGUAACGUCAAUAUGUCUAAUAUUGACCUGAAAUUCAAGGAGGGAAAUAUCUCUUUGAACUUCAUCAAGAAUGACACCACAAAGAAGGUCUAUGUCAACACUGUGUCUGUCAACUUGAUCUACGCCUUCUCAAAUAGAGACUUGUACAAUAUCUCCAAAACGAAUAAGUCAGUUCAGCUUUUCAGUAUGAAGGUGGGUCACUCCUACUCCUGCAAGUCAGAGUCGGUCUUUCUUGGUGAUGGUAUCAAUCUAGAGUUCUCACAGCAGAGGAUUCAAGCCUUUAACUUCAGCAACAACCAGUUCGGCCCACUUGACCUGUGCAAGGCUGACGAGCCUAACUACAACGUGGCCAUUGCUGUAGGUGUGGUUCUGAUCGUCCUCAUCAUCAUCGUACUCAUAGCUUACUUCUUCAGCAGGAGAAAGAGAACAGACGGGUACCAGACUCUCUGAAAGACUCCACCGAUUAACAAGAGAGGACAUCAUCAUCAUUAGUGCCACUUAAAACAGCAUUAUACAUUAAAACCAGCACUCGUAUUCCUAAACAGUUAAGAAAAGGGAGUUUUUCUGUUAACGCCUGCUCUGCGAAAACUGACAUCCUUUAAUACAGGCAUCAAGUACUGCUACUCUUGUAGCCGAUACAAUCUGUACAUCCACUAAAAUUGUGAAAUCUUGUACAAAAAGCAGAUUUGUUGUACAGAAGUGCUCCAAAUGCAGCAUAUAGUUUCAGUUCCUAGUGCUUCUGCCUACUUUGUUCACAUAGUAAAUCACAAAGGGAUUUUUUGUGCUUUCCUUACUAUGCUUAAAUGUCUUAAACCUUAUGUAUGUGUAUAAUUGCACUCAUUAUUUUCAUUAGCAGUGUUUUUUCCCAAAAGUAUGAUAGACUGUGUGCUUGAGCCCCUCCACAAUGACUGGAUCUGAUAUCAUUUUGUUGAGGUCUUAAGUAGUUCUGAGAUUUGUGAGAGAUGAAAAGAAAAUGGAAGACUGAUCAUAGUUCAGUAGUAAAUCCUAAAAAAUAGCCUAAUCACCAAAGAAAUUUACAAGUAAUAUCAACUGCAAAAUGCGGAAAGAUACUAAUGAUAUACAAUUUGCAGCACUGCAAAAACACUUAGCUUCAUAGAUAUCAUCGCUGACAAAAAAAAAAAAAUACCUGUCAAAUUACAUUUUUGUUGAUUUUCUAGGUGAAAA